Molecule: messenger RNA, 5366 nt
Organism: Epinephelus lanceolatus (giant grouper)
Lineage: Eukaryota; Metazoa; Chordata; Actinopteri; Perciformes; Serranidae
Source: RefSeq, a predicted model, not a curated record
AAGAAAAUCUAUUGAACACCUGUUACACACAGAUGUACCUCGUCAAUACCCAUCAGCUCUACCCACAAGUGACCACUGUAGUCAUGACAUUUAUGUUCUCAGCGCUUGAGAAUUUAACUCUCCUCUUUACUUAUUUUAAGUUACUCAUGGACCGUGCUUUACAAGUAAAAAUGUAUUACUCACAUUGCCUUCCUUAAAGUCUUUAUUCACUUGCUGGAAGCUAGUUUGUACUAAAAUCAAGGUGCAAUUUUAUGAAACUUAAUAAGAAACUUGAUAAAUAAUCUGCACCCUCUUUUUCUCAUUAGUUUUUCUUUUCUUGCUAUUUUAGCCUGAAAGUUUCUGUAAUAUUUAUGUAUUGGGAGGAGACAUGAGGCUAGAUGUGAAGUACACUAAUAUCAUGUUAAACCAAAAGUAACUGCCAGUAGCAAUUACUGAUAAUACACACACGGACACUUUGAUUUCAUCAUGAUGGGCACUGGUUUUACGCACAGACAGCCGUGCGUAAAAGUCGCAAUAAAUAAAGGAAAGAGGAAAUUAUGAUACAUAAUAUAUGCCUUUACAAUCACUGUAUACACGUGUGACAAACAGACAGACAAAACGUUUAGAAAGGAAUGCAAAUAUGUAAUGAAUGGAGACUGAAGUUCACUUAUCAGUAUUUCAGAAUUAGUUCUCCCACUUAGUAGGUAAAAGUUUAGACACAAGAAAUGAAGACUUUACCAAAAUACUUUUUCCACUUUCCUUAAACUGUGAUAAAACACACUCGCACUUUGACUCUUUAAAACAAAAUAUUUCUUGUUUUAAUUUUAAUAACUCGUUUGUUUUAAACAAGUGCAAAGGCUCACACAAAACUACUAUCGUCGCUGCUCUACACGAAAACAUCCACCGAUGAUGUCAUAGCUCUCGCGAUAUGUAAUUGGAGGAAGGGAUGUCAGACAUCCUUUAACACAGACGUCACUCUUGGUCAAAGCGUGAAGAAACGUUUUCUUGUAAGAUCCUCGUUUCCUUUGUGCGUUCAACAACAAGACAGUUCGUCCACGUUUCAGCACAAUUCAAGAUUAUAACUACAGGAACAGCACGAUGGCGCAUCAUUACCGACGGUUGUUUGAGAGAGGGUACGUGUCUGCAUUUCUCUGUCUUUCUGCUAUGAUGACAACGGUAUCUACCGUCACCCAUUAUUCUGUUCCCGAAGAAAUGGAGGAAGGCUCUGUCGUUGCUAAUUUAGCAACUGAUCUGGGAUUAGACGUGAAGACGCUCAAAGGAAGGAAGAUGCGCAUCGACGUUAUGGGCAACAAAAAAUAUCUUGACAUCAACAAAGACACUGGAGAGCUGUUUAUUCUGGAAAGGAUAGACAGAGAGUUUUUAUGCCCCUCGAAGACAACUACGUCGUGCUUUCUUAAAUUAGACGCUACAAUUGAAAAUCCAAUACGUAUGUUUAAUAUUGAGGUGGAAAUCACGGAUAUUAACGACAACGCGCCUCAUUUUCGAAGAGGAACGAUGCAUCUGGACAUCUCUGAAUCGAGCCCCGUUGGAGAGAGAUUCUCACUGAAUAAUGCUGCGGACCCAGAUGUUGGAACAAACUCUGUAAAAAAUUAUCAUCUGAGCUCAAGUGAACAUUUUGCACUCGAAAUUCAGACGAGCAGAGAUGGGUCAAAGUUUGCAGAUUUGAUUCUGAAAAAACCGCUGGACAGAGAGCAGCAGGAUGUUCAUAAUCUAAUACUGACUGCUGUGGAUGGGGGCGCGCCCACGCGCACAGGUACAGCCAGCAUCAUUGUUCGCGUGCUUGAUGUCAACGACAACGCCCCUAAAUUUGAAAAAGACAAGUACAACGUAGAUGUGAUGGAAAACUCCCCGAUUGGCAGUCUAAUAAUAAAACUGAACGCCACUGAUUUAGAUGAAGGGUCAAAUUCUGAAAUAGUUUAUUCAUAUAGUUUAUAUACAUCAGAGAGAACACAACAGAUGUUUAACUUGAAUCCAGAAAAUGGUGAAAUCAGAGUGAAAGAGAUGAUAAAUUAUGAAGAUGUUAAACUUUAUGAAAUGGAGGUUAUAGCCAGUGAUAAGGGGCCUAACUCCUUAUCUGGACAGUGUAAACUGACAAUACAGGUGACAGAUAUGAAUGAUAAUCAUCCAGAAAUAUCCAUCAAAUCAUUUCAGAGUCCUAUAAAAGAAAACGAACCGAUAGACACAGUGAUAGCAGUAGUUAGUGUCAGUGAUAAAGACUCAGGUGACAAUGGAGUGGUUGAUCUUCAUAUUCCAGAUAAUAUGCCUUUCAAACUGAGGGAAUCCUCUGAUAACUAUUAUGAAUUAGUAGUGUCAGAGCCAUUAGACCGCGAGAAGGUCCCGGAAUAUGACGUCACUUUCACGGUGACAGACAGAGGUUCUCCUCCUUUAUCUGACAAUGAAACUAUGACGUUAGAGCUGCUGGAUGUUAAUGACAAUGUUCCACAGUUCCCUCAGUCAUUUUAUACUAUCCGUGUGAUGGAGAAUAACGCACCUGGAGCCUUGCUCAGUUCACUCACUGCGUUUGACCCUGACCUCCAUGAAAACCAGUAUCUAGUUUAUUUCAUCCUAGAGAAGGAGAUAGCCAACACCUCCAUGUCCAUGCUGUUCUCCAUCAAUCCAGAGAACGGGAAUCUUUACGCACUGAAAACUUUUGACUAUGAGAUCGAGAAGGAGUUUCUUUUCCACAUCGAGGCCAGAGACUCUGGCUCUCCUCCACUCAGCAGCAACGUCACGGUCCACAUCAUUAUUGUGGACCAGAACGACAACGCUCCGGUUAUUGUGUCUCCGUGGCGCGCGCACGGCUCGGUGGUGGAGGAAAAGAUCCCCAGAUCCACCGAUAAAGGCUCUCUGGUUGCCAAGGUGAUAGCCUUGGACACCGACUCGGUGCACAACUCUCGGAUUACCUACCAGUUUCUACAGGUGACUGACGCCACCUUGUUCAGUCUGGACCAAUACAACGGAGAGAUCCGGACUAUGAGGAUGUUCAGUUACAGAGAUCCGCGUCACCAGAGACUGGUUGUUGUUGCCAAGGACAACGGGGAGCCUGCUCUCUCUGCUACAGUCACCAUCAAGCUGUCCACGAUGGAGACUGCCGUUAAGGCCUACUCUGACAUGACUGAGGUGCCUCUAGAAUAUGACAUCUUCUCAGACCUCAACCUGUAUUUGGUCAUCGGUCUGGGCUCGGUGUCAUUUCUCCUGCUCAUCACCAUAUUGGUCACCAUCGUGCUCAAGUGUCAGAAACCCAAGCCCAGCAAAGCGGCUCCUCCCUGCAGGAACAGUGUGAUCAGUGAGAGGAACUCCACCAUCGCAGAUUCCACUCUGGUCUCCAACGAUGCCAACUGGUACAGUCUGUUUCUAGCAGAGACCAGGAAAGGAAAGCUGGUGGUUAGACAGCCUGUGCCAAAGGGCUCCAGAUACAUCGUGUCCAGUAUACCGAGAGGGACAGGACUCACAGACACUAGUGACUCAGCACCAUCCACUCUGCAGUACCCUAAAUGAGGGAAGUCCACUCGGCAGCUGGAGGCAUCCACCACCAGCAGCGGCGGCAGUAGUUCCACAUAAGGCCAAACCUCCAGCUGCAUACUGCAUUGACUUGACGCUGACAAGAAGCUUCACGGAGGAAAGGAGAAACCCCUGCCCGUAAAAUGCCCCCACGUCCACCCUGCUCAGUCUGAUCCUCACCGUGUAUGUAACGCUUUAACACUAAAUGGACUAAAGUGGAUAGUUGAGGACACAGCCCUCCCCCUCUCUUCCUUUAAGCACAUAAAAAGCCAAUCAACAAUGCCUCUCUGUCCAUUCAGUAUGCAUGAUAAGACCGCAUGGCUUCAACCACAUGCCAAGACUUUUCAUACAAAAAAAGAAACAUUCAAGAGGAGAUACUUAGAAAGAAGCAGACUGUAUGAAGAAACUGCACCUGUGGACAUUUCAAGAAGCCUCAGCAAGGACGACCUGGAGUGGACAUGGGAAUAUUGAAAUGCCUUUGAGAGACAGUUUUCCCUCUCUAAAAAUGAAACACAUGUUGGAUAUUACAUUGUUAACAUCUGUGCUUUGUCUUACUCUAUAACAGCAUUAAUGUAUUAUAUAAGUUAGCCAAGAAGUGAAACAGCACAAUUUACUAAAUGUCAAAAAAAAAGCACCAACCUGGCUUUUUUAAAAGUAUGAAACAGAGGGAAUCAGUAUUUUAUAUGUGGUAGCUUUUAGCUGUUUUAUGUUUCGUAUUGACUUUGUGCUUUAUGUGUGAUCUAGGCCUAAAUAUGUCUGAGAGUGCUGAGAGAUUAGGUUAAGUUAACCAGAACAUUAACAGAUAGAAGCGGGGCCUUCAGCCAUCAUGUAUCUGCCUUUCAUUUGUGUUUGCAUGGGAUAAUCUGAGUGCUUUGAUAGCUUUAGGUAUUUUAUGAUAUUGAGCAAUCCAUUUUCUGUAGCCAAGGCUCACUGUUGUGUUUUUGAAAACAAGGUGGAAUAAUACAUUUUAAUGAGGCAACAAUGAGGAAGUACAACAGCAUUAUACUAUUAAGUGUACCUUCAGCUUAAACUUAAGUGUACAGUGUGCUUGAAUGUUACUUGGAGGGUGGCUAUUACUGGAGGAUAUGAGUUUGGGUGAUUGAAGUGAACACAAUGAACAAAGUGAGUCUUUGAGAAGGGAUUGAUUGAUAUCUCCUCAUGACAACUGUAUAUACACAUAUACAACUUUCACUUUUUUAUUUUCAAAGCCAAAUUCUGGAUGCUCCCAAACUCAGCGUAUUCAGAUCGUGUACCAAGUUCAAAACUCACUUAAUGACUUAAUGUUUACUUUAUUGUCGACUGCUGGUUUUACCCAAUGGAAGCUGUGCUCAUGUGUAUUACUGACUACUGUAUUUAUCAGCAACACAUAAAUGGGGAUAUAGAUAUGACUGAUACGUAUAUAUCUUUAUCUAUAAGUAUGCCUUUCUUUUUCAGUACCGGUGCUGAACUUCUUAAGGUGAACAAAAACAUGUGCCAUCAGAUUUAUAGGCCAAUGAGUAUGUGACACAAUAAAAUAAUCUGACAUCAUGUAGUCGAACUCUUUAGCACAGCUCACAUUGCAUUACAUGUAUAAAGGUAUAAUGUUUAACGGGCAAACAUAUACAAUAAGUGCUUUUGUACAGUGGUACUUUCAUGAUGCAAUAUGUAGUAACUUGUGUAACGUGAGCUUACUGUAUACUAUGUCUGUAUGAUCUAUUAAAUACAAAAACAAAAUAGGACAACAAACUUUAUGGUCAACCUCUGAAUCUUUCACAUUUAAUUUUUGUAUCAGAAGUCACAACAUUCUUUUGGAACUGCUGCAUUAUUGUAAAAUGAGUUUUAGUUUAUGAAGCAGGUCAACCUUCAGUAAAUGUACUCUGAAAGAA